AAAAUCAUCCAGCAGCUGACCACAGAAAUCAGCCAUAAGGCCAUACGAUUCCAGGCUAUCUCCAACUCUGGCAUUCACAAUGAGAACAUUAAGGUAUGAACAAGAGCCCUGAUAUACUCUGGCAGCCUGCAGGCAAUCAGUAAAUGAUUUCUCCAUUGUGUGGGCAGGUACCUCACCCAAAACACCACAGACAAUGUGCUGACACUUCACUGUGGGAGUUCUAGUGACUGGGUUAUAGAGGCUUACUCUCAUGGACAUCUUACAAUUAGAAGAGUAUCAGAGAGGGAUGGGUAAAUCAGGCAGAGCCUCUUUUUACAGCUGCUGUGUUUACAAAGAGCAUCUGUUGCUAGAGCUGUCAGUCUGCAGCAGAAGGCAAAGUUCUUUGGGAGACAGAAAGAAAAACUUGUACAGCAGUAACAUAAGAAAAAUCCUCAUGCCUCCAUGAGCUAUGACUCAUAUUUUUCACAGGUGGAAAACCUGUCAACUCAUUAAAAAAAAAGAAAGGAAAAUCAAAAGUCCUUCUGCUAUGAGCAUUAGAAAGCUCCUUCAGAAAAAUGGGGAGUUUUUGUCAUAGAUUGGAAUUUCUUUUUAACUUGGAACAAAUAUGCUUAUUAGUGGGAGAAAUUAAAUGCCUCCCCAUUUUAGACCUUCAAAUAUGAAAAUAAUAAUGAGACAGAUGAAGACUGGUUGUUUUAGUUAUUUCCUGUGGCUAUGUAAUACAAGAGUAAUUAAGAAAGAUAAGAUAAAAGAUAUAAGAAACAAUCACAGCAAUGGCAACUUCUGAUGAAAAUUAUCUUUUUCAUCUAAAUUAGUUUUUACAUACUCUAGCUGUGUCAACCUUAUACUAAAAUGCAGCCAGUUACAGAUCAAAACACAGCAAACAUGUAAAAGCAUUUUGCAGCUCUCUAGGAUUGAAAGGGAAGAAGUCUGUGUGUACCAAGCUGCUGGAAGGUUAUGGAGAUGGAGGCAAAAUAUAAUCACCCAGUUGGCAAUAUGGCUAUUGUCCUGGGAACAAAGACAUUCAGAUUUAUAGCUUUUCUGGAAUUUCGUGUAUCCCAGGGCACGUGGCCUUGUCAAUAGGUAUGACCACAGUGAUGUAAAACCACAUCCUGGUCCACGUGUUCCUUAGUGCCAGAGUCUGCCAACCACCUCUUGUGCUGGAACAAACCUGCUUAGCUAAUGAGGUCUGACAGGACCAGGGUCAGGGAAAAAUUGUUGUUCUGGAAAACAAAGCAGAACAACAAAACCACCAAGGCAAUCUAUUCUGAGCAGUAAUUUGGAGUUACAGUAGGCUGAUCUGAACAAUUUCUGCUUGGAAGAAAUCCUCAAAAUAUAUUUUCUUAAAAAGUGGCAGAUUUGUUAUUCAUACUUAACUGAACCCAGUGUUAUAAAUCUGUGGAAGUAACACUAGGAGGGCCUGACUAACUUUUGUCCUGUAUAUAUAGGGCAACGAAGAAUGGGUUGAUGAGAAAUUAUUUUGGCUUGGGCUGUCUGCUUUCAAAAAUUGGAAACCUUGAUAUUCUUGCUGACAUAAUUCAACCUAGAGGAGACUUGUGUCAAGGGAAAGUCAAUGUAUUCAUUAUUCUGUGUUUAAAUUUGCAACAUUUUUCUUUCUGUCAGUUAAAUUUGAAGAACUUUUCAGAACUUUCAGCUUCUGGUUGCAGUGACUUUUCUGAACUUUCAGCUUCUGGUUAAAAGGAAUCAAUUUAACAUGGUGAGAGGUCUGGAUUUAUUGAGAAGCCACAAACUUCUUUCUAAAUAUGCAUGGCUAAGAGGAGAAUAUAUAAGAAAAGUCUUUAGAUAUUCAGUGUUUCUCUGUAACCCACACAACAAAAAGUCAGUCUUUAAUAAACAACUUGAAUUAAAAUUCACGUGGACAAACCCACAUUAUUUUAUUUGUUUUAGUUGUGGCCCACCAUUUUUGCAGCUGUCAAUGGUGCAAGGCUGGUGCAAAAGCUGUGGAGGCUUCAGUAAGGCGUAAUGAACAGGUUAGGGUCCAGACUAAUCACUCGUGCAGCACCGCCCAAUGGCAUUGCCAAAUGUUUAACUCUGUAAUCACAAUGGGGGCAGGGGGAAGAUUUUCCUUUAAAAAACAGGCUCCAAGGAAGCUUGCAGCUUUGCUCUGUGAAUGAAUGACCUGGCACAUGCUUUCUCUCUGUUCUUCUUGUGUACUUCUUGUUUUCCUUUCUGCUUCUCUCAGGAUCAGCCAGCUUUACUGGCUAAGUGGUCAGCUAUGCUUCGGAGGAAGCGCCCAUUCCACCCAUCUAUCCAGGUACAAAGCCUUCCUGCCACCUGGUGCCUGACAGUCCAUAUGCCUGCUUCCUCCUCACCGACCCUCUUCUCCGGACAACUUCACCCCCCUAACUGAUCCUCCCACAACUAUUUCAUCCUCUCCACAAGAGACUUCCCUUGGUUUUUUUUUUCUCAAAGCAUAACUAUUUUCUUUCUAACCUAAAGCUUCUGCCUCCCUGGAACAUCCUGGCCAGGACUGCAAGAAUGAGGUUGUAUUUAGUUUGCCCAGCAAACUUCAGACAGGUUUUUAAUGCAGCACAAUUGGCUAUAAUUUACACACCCCAGAAUUUGAGGCUCUUGAUCAAGCCUGUGACUUGCUGGGGUCCAUGAUCUGCAUAUAGCGCAUAAGACCAUCGUGUGACAGAGCAUAGAUAUAGGACUGGGAUUUGUUUAGGCCAAGAGGACACCAGCUGCCCAGCUUUACAGUGCCAUCCCCAGCCUUUAGUCUUCUGUUGUUUCCUGGUAAGCCCCAGGUGGAGGACCCUGUGACUUGCAUUUGCAGGCACUCACAUAACACCUUCAGCUCUUCACUUUACGAUCUGUUGGGUGCCAGUGUGUACAACACAGCAUCCUGGUAUGGGAAGGAAUGGGGGUUUAUCUGCAGAUGUGGCUGAGGCAGUGAGAUAAGCAGUAACUGCAUGACAGCCAUUGUAUUUUUUCCUUAUGGAGCCUUGCACUCUGCUUCUGAGCUGCUCACAGGAUUACUCAACCCCACCAAACCUGACAGGUACAGGUCAGCCUGAUGUGAAAUGUCAUCUUUCCAGUAUCCUCCUGCCUUUACGGUUUUUACUUGACAAAAGAGCGGCUUUCUGGUGUUUCCUUUGCCAUUUCUGUGCUUCUUGCUGGCCAUCUUUUGUACUUCAAAUCUCUUGCCAGGGAGCAGAGAAGACCAGCUGCUCCCUAUGGGGGAGGGAGGUGGGAGGGGAGCAUAACAAGGCAGCUUCUGCCUUGUGGUGCUCGAGUGAGGCAGACCUAGGGAGGGCAGCUGGGUCAACCAAGAGUCUGGGUCAUCAGGUAAGUCUGCUGAUAAGGCAGGUCAUCAGGUAAGUCUGCUGAAGUCAAGCCAGGAGCACUCACCAGGGUCAGGAUCAGCUCCAACAAUAUUAACCAGGGUCAGAUGCCGUCUACUGAUUGCCAGGCAAGCCCAGAGUGGCCAGCUAAGUCUGAGGCCAGGCUGGGAAGGCAGUCUGCAGAUAGGACAACAAGGUCUAUGGCCAGCACAGGCAUAGCUGUCACACAGUUGGAGACCAGCAUUCCUAUGAUAUAGCCCAGGGUUCAGCUGAAAUGGGGGUCCCAGACCCACAGGCAGAUGCUGUGGGUAGAAGUCCUGGAGAGGCUGCUUAGGGCCAUUAAAGCCUGUUAGUGCCCUCAGGGCCUUGGCACCUCUGUGGUAAUAUUUUAAAUCAGCUGACCUACCAGGAAGGCUACCAGAGUGUUUUGGGUUAUUACAGGAGAGUGACAAGCGUGUUUCGUUCACCUUGGGUGUACCCACCUCACAGCAACAGCUGUCACUUCACAUUCUGCUUGUGCAGCAGUUUUACCUUAUUUAUGCCAAUGUAAGUUAGGUUUGGUAGCAAGUGGACUUGAAAGGCUCCUGAGCCAACACAGUAAAAUCUGAAGGAGUUUGAAUACCCUUUCUGGAGCCACAACUGCCAGAUGCUUCCAAACUAGCAUUUUGAGAUGUCUGGCUAUGCCCUGGGCCAGUAUGAAGUUUCAAGGUAUUUGUGUCAUCUUAUUCUUUCUUUGCAAAUAUUGACUCAGCACUGGUUUUAUUGGAAAAUGGUCAUUCCCAAAAUGAGGCAAAUUAGAUGUCUUGAAAACAAGCCUAUUGAGGGUUCCUUUCCCAUUGGUUGCUGCCUCCAUCCUUACACUGUUUUUAUCCUAUGCUCAGCAGGAGAUGCAGUUCCAUACAGUAGAACUGGCCAAGACCUGAGCUUAUUUCUGCAAAUGCCACUGCCUCUGUAGGCUCAGGCAUAUCACUUGCCUUAUGUCUCUGUCUUUUUAAAGGACAAUCAUACAGAGUGAAACACUUGUAAAAUUAAUGGCCUAUAGUCUUAUUUUACUAAUGUCUGUAGUGGACUUUGACAGAGAUCAGAAAGGUGCACUUUUUGCCAUAGUUAUUAUUAAUAUUGAACUCUCAAUUAAUAAUUCUGAGGAAAUAAAUUGCACUAUUUUGUUUCCCUUUGCUGUAUCUCAAAACAUACUCUGAUGCUUUCCUGCUCCUUGGAAGCUGCCAGUUAUUAUAUCUCAUGCAAUUGCAGACUAGAAAUAACACAAAAAGGGGGAAACCAUAUGGUGGCAAAUCAGUCAGUGAGCUCUUGCGUUCUAAGGGCCAUGGCUGUCACAUCAGACUCCUCCUAAGGCAAUUUCCUUUUAAUCUGUGUACCCACAAAGUAACUCUCAGAGACAGGUACGGAACAGGUCCUGGCUAUGUUCAAUUGUUCCCAUCAUACCUUGGCUUUUCCUUUUCUCCAAAGCCCCCAGUUUUACCUGUUACUUCCUUAACCCCCUUUUCUUUACUUCAGGCUCAUGGAUCUGCCCUUGUCUCCUCUCUCAAUCUCUCUGAACUCUCCCAGGUCUUAGCACCCAGCCAGUUCCUCAUCACAGUCCCUCUGCGUGGCCUGACUGGGUACAGGGAAUGCCAGGUACGGCACUGGCGUUAUUACACCAUAAAUGGAGCCAAGCUCCUCUCCUCCGUGCGGGACCCUGAGGAAUUGCAUCAAUGGCUAGAGGUGGAGCAGUUCUCAAAAAGCCUUCAGCAGUGGCAUGAAGAGGAUGUGAACAUCGAAGGUGAUCUGGUUCCAGCCAAAGUCCUUAUCGUCUUCCGGGAGCUGGUGGAGAAGUCGAUUAUCUCCUGUAACCUCUCCAGUAAAGUGACGGUGCUGGAGAGCUUCAGCUCAGUGGUCCGGGUGGCUGUGGAGACAUCAGAAUCCCAGGUUGAGGUGGAGCUGGUCCCUGCUGUGGAGAUUCCAACUUGCUGGCCCGAGAAGGCCCGGUGGCCUCGUUGCCUCAAGCGUUGGCCUUCUCAGGAAAAAGUGCGGUGCAUCAAGUCACUGGGUUUCGACCUUUUGGCCCGCUCCAAUUAUCACUGGCAGCUGUGCUUCUCCCGUGCUGAGCACAUACUCAUGGAAGGACUUGAUGAAGAUGGUGGUUGUCGCAUGAAGUGCUUCAGGGUCAUGAGGCAGAUGAAGGAGGAUGUCUGGUGUGCUGGAAAUAAGCCUGUCAUCACAGCUUAUCACCUUCAGACAGUGCUAUUCUGGACGUGUGAAAAAUACCCACGCACCAAGGAUUGGCGCUGCUUCCCUGAAGCCUUUCUGAGGCUGGUACAGAAGUUGCACAAGUGUGUAAGCCAGCACUUCCUCAAGCAUUACUUUCUCAAGAACACCAAUCUGCUCAAAUAUGCCAACACCAGUGACCUGGACCUGGUGGCCAGCAAGCUUGCAGUCUUCUUGGAGAACCCAGUCUUCUGCCUGGACUGAGGCAGGCAAAGGUCUCCUCACCCCAACCCUGAGCCAAUCCCCCACCUCCUCUCCCCACCUGCAGUUGUUCUUCAUGUCCUUCCAGUAGAUGUUGCAGCUGGCUUUGUAAGACAGUUGGCACAUGCAGCAUGAAAGAGAAGUGUCAAGCUGGCAGCAGUGGGCGGUGAAAACUGAUGGAAGGUAUUGCUUGAUGCCCAGCUGAUCUAAUUUGCUUUCAACUGUGACAGCCUGCCUGGAAGCUACAGCCAGUGAAACCCAACUUCGUGUCAGUCAGAACAGGCAACUGCCUUGUUCUCUGACUCUAGUCUUGUGGCACUUAAGCAAGAAAAGCAAAGGAGUGCAAAGGAGUCUCGCUCUGCUGCCUAUCGCCUCUGUAAUUUAGCACGUGUAUUGUUGCUGCAAUUGCCUUCCUCACAAGGACAGCGGGUUUAAUUGCCUGCUUGCCUCACAGGCCAGCGCUGCAGAAGAACACAGGAACAUUUCUGAGGUGUCCAAAGCUGGAAGCUUUCUUGGAGGCACUUUGAAGUCUCCAUCUCGGAUUCAAUGGGACCCUGCUCCAGUAAGACAAUCAUGCUGCUAGUGUUGAAUAGCUCAACAAAAGCAAGAGGAGGAACAGUGGGGUUUUGCCUCCUCUUCAUUUUUCUCUCCUGCACUUAUAUUUUUCUUCCAAUUGCUUCAAAUAUGUUUUCUUCUUG
This is a messenger RNA of Pipra filicauda (Wire-tailed manakin), 6466 nucleotides long. It is a transcript of the gene MAB21L3, whose product is annotated as mab-21 like 3. NCBI's taxonomy places the organism in Eukaryota, Metazoa, Chordata, Aves, Passeriformes, Pipridae. The coding region runs from base 4542 to 5771 and encodes 409 amino acids. The record is from RefSeq and is a predicted model, not a curated record. The transcript is spliced from 4 exons.